This is a messenger RNA of Setaria italica (foxtail millet), 1979 nucleotides long. RefSeq lists its product as uncharacterized. The coding region runs from base 54 to 1748 and encodes 564 amino acids. The transcript has a single exon. Lineage: Eukaryota; Viridiplantae; Streptophyta; Magnoliopsida; Poales; Poaceae. The record is from RefSeq and is a predicted model, not a curated record.
CCUUGCUAGAUCACCUGCCCUAGCUCUCUUCCCUGAGACCGGUUCGUGACGCCAUGGACUGGAAAGACCAGGCCAAGCCCAUGAUGCACAACAAGUUCUCGAGCUGUCGUGGCGUCUCCUUCGAGCUCAAGCCGUCGCCGGGCAGCUCGUUCGCCCUCCAAGCACACGACGGUCAUGGUCCUCCCCAGCAGCCACCGGACGCCACGAGCGCCGGCCGGUGGGUCUGGCUGCCCCAGACGUUCAGCCGCGCCUCCUCCCGGAUCUUUCCUGCGGCUUUUGGCAGGUCGCCUAGCCUAGCGAGCAGCCACUUCUGUGACCUCGACGACGAGGGCGCGGACGACGACGAGGAGAUGGCCGUCGCCGCGGCAGCUGCGGCCGUUGAUGACGCGCCGGGCAAGAAGGCGAGCGCGCCGGCGGCGUCGGCGAAGGAGGCGCCAUCGGCGCGCUCGAGGCUCGGCGUCAUACUGCUCGACCAGGGCCUGUUCACCGUGUACAAGCGCCUCUUCGUUCUGUGCUUCGCGUUGAACGCCGUGGGGCUCGCGCUCGCGGCGACCGGACACUUCCCUUACGCGAGGGGGCACGCAGCCGUCUUCGCCAUGGGCAACAUCCUGGCGCUCACGCUGUGCCGCUCCGAGGCGGUUCUGCGGGCCGUGUUCUGGCUCGCCGUCGCGCUCUUCGGCCGGCCGUGGGUGCCCGUCGUCGUGAAGACCGGAGUGACGGCGAUCCUGCAGUCGCUAGGCGGCGUGCACAGCGGCUGCGGCGUGUCGUCGCUGGCGUGGCUGGCGUACGCGCUCGUGCGGGCGCAGCUCCAGCGCCGCGACGGCAUGACGCCACGCGAGGUCGUCGGCGUCGCGUCGGCAAUACUCGGCCUGCUGGCGCUCUCGUGCUUGGCCGCGUUCCCGCUGCUCCGCCACCUCCACCACAACGUGUUCGAGCGCACGCACCGGUUCGCCGGCUGGACCGCGCUCGCCCUGCUCUGGGUCUUCGUCGUCCUCUCUGCCGGCUACGACCCAACCACCGCGUCCUACGUCCGCCUCACCGGCGCCGCCCUCGUCAAGCGCCAGGAGCUCUGGCUCGCCACCGCCAUCACCUUCUUCACCGUCCUGCCAUGGCUCACCGUACGGCGCGUGCCGGUCACGGUCACCGCGCGUUCCAGCCACGCGUCGGUCAUUACCUUGCAGGGCGGCGUCAAGGCCGGGCUGCUCGGCCGCAUCAGCCGCUCCCCUCUCUCCGAGUGGCACGCCUUCGGCAUCAUCUCCGACAACGGCGACACGCACGCGAUGCUCGCCGGCGCGGUGGGCGACUUCACCCGGGGCCUCAUCUCGGACCCACCGACACGCCUCUGGGUGCGCGGGGUCCACUUCGCCGGGCUGCCCUACCUCCUCAACAUGUACCGGCGGGCGACCAUGGUCGCGACGGGCUCCGGGAUAUGCGUGUUCAUGUCGUUCCUGAUGCAGCCCGGCCCGGCGGAGCUGUCGCUGGUGUGGGUGGCCAAGGGCAUCGAGGCCAACUACGGCGAGGAGAUGAAGGCGGCGGCGUGCGGCAGCGAGAGGCUGCGCGGGAGGGUGGUCGUGCACGACACGGCGGUGAUGGGGCGGCCGGACGUGGCGGCGCUGGCCGUGGACGCGGCGCGGCGUUGGGGCUCGGAGGUGGUGGUGGUGACGAGCAACCCGGAGGGGAGCAGGGACGUGGUGACGGCGUGCAACAAGGCCGGCAUCCCCGCGUUCGGGCCUAUCUGGGAUUCUUGACCCCACGUUGAAAUCUCGCACACUGAAGACGCUCACUGGUGCUGCUCUGUUUGUCGUCUACAGCCUCUAAUAUGUAACUUAACGCUACUUUUUAUUAGUUAUGUGAAAAAAUACUACUGAUAGACAGUGAGAAAAUACUACUAAAACUAAUUGUACUCUAACAAGCUACUCCGUAGCAAUUAUAGGAUUGUAACAAGCUAGCAUUUGCCUACCUACAAGUUGAGAAAAUAU